This is a messenger RNA of Malania oleifera, 4547 nucleotides long. RefSeq lists its product as uncharacterized. The transcript is spliced from 9 exons. Gene Ontology annotation, cellular component: nucleus. Lineage: Eukaryota; Viridiplantae; Streptophyta; Magnoliopsida; Santalales; Ximeniaceae. Gene Ontology annotation, molecular function: transcription coregulator activity. The record is from RefSeq and is a predicted model, not a curated record. The coding region runs from base 394 to 3237 and encodes 947 amino acids. Gene Ontology annotation, biological process: regulation of DNA-templated transcription.
CAUCAUCGUACGGCAGUCAGAAUAACCAUAGUCGCGAUCUGUUUCUUCACCCCCGCCUUGUCCCAUUGCGCUGCCACCAUAUUACUCGGCUAGCCCCAAGGCUCCACGCAGAGCCUCCAGCCGGCGGCGCCGGCCGCGGCUACUUUCUUAACUACUAGGACCGUCCUCUUCCAUCAGGUGCCAGCUGCCGUGAAGGAGAUGUCAUUGCUUUGAGGGGCUGCUGCCGUGAAGGAGUAUUGUCAUGGUGAAGAUUUUCUCUCAUAAAGAAAUAGGGAAAAAUUUGGGGAAAUCUUUGCUGCCAUUGUUGUGAAGAGCUAUGCCGUGAAGGGUUGCUGUCGUUGCGGCGAUGCAGAAGGUUUGUCGUGGUGACGAAGAGUAGUUGUAGCCCUGGAGAUGUCUUUGUGUUCAAAUGCACUGUCAACUGAAGUUGGAUGCUUCAGUCACCAACAUGCUCUCUCUGUCACUGCAAGCUUGUCCAAAGGAGAUGAAAGCCCUUUGAGACUUGAGGACAAUGAUGAUGAGGAUGUUGAUUUCAAUCCUUUUCUAAAAGAAACUGCUUCUCUUGAAGCUUCUUCAAGCUUGAGCUCUGAAAUUGAAGGUUUGGAUGCUGAUGUUGUUGACAGUGGAGGGAACAUUUCAGAGAUCAAUUCCAUAUCCAUGGUUUGUAAUUUGUCUUCAAAGAUAACUAGUGAGGUGGAAGACUGCCCCAUUGGAGGCUCUGAGCUUGGUGAAGAGGAGAUUCUGAUUCGAGGUGCAGUUUCUCCUUGUGGAGCAUCUGAAAAGGAUUUGGGUAAAAAUGUUCCUGGGAAACCUGAGGAAAGAACCUUUGUUUUAAUUUCUCAACUGCUGACUGACACUGUUUGUGAGAAGGAGAAUGGCUUAACAAAUGGAACUGAUGUUGUUAAUCACAGUGUGGUUGGAGAAUCGAAUAAUACAACAGACACCAGGAAGUUGAUCAUGGAUUUAGAUGAUAAUGAUGCUAUCUGCAUGCGCACUAGGGCCCGUUAUUCACUGGCUAGUUUUACGCUUGAUGAACUUGAGACUUUUCUUCAAGAAACUGAUGAUGAUGAUGAUGUUCAAAAUGUUGACGAUGAAGAAGAGUACAGAAAAUUUCUUGCAGCUGUUUUACAGGGUGGCGAUGGUGAUGGUCAGACAGUACAAGAAAGUGAAAAUGUGGAUGAAGAGGAUGAAGAUAACGAUGCAGAUUUUCAGAUAGAAAUUGAAGAGGCACUUGAGAGUGACCUUGAUGAAAACUCAAGGAGUGAGACCUGUAAAGAAGAGUAUCAGUUAACUAGUCGACGACCUGAAACCAGACAAAAUAGACGUCAGAAAUCUUCUGUCCAAAAUCAGAAAAAGGUUUUGGGACAGGCAAAGAGGCCAUUGCGUCCUCUGUUGCCCACCAUGCCAAAUGCACCAAUUGCACCUUUCCCUGCUCUUGAUGGGAACUAUUUGAUGCCUGAGACUGCUCCACAGUGCGUGUCUUCCACAGCACAUGAUGGUUUUUUAAAUGGAUUCACUGCACACCAAAUAGGCCAGUUGCAUUGUUUAAUACAUGAGCAUAUGCAACUUCUUAUUCAGGUAUAUUCUCUUUGUGUUCUUGAACCUUCUCGGCAGCAUGUUGCCUCUCAAAUUCAGGGAUUGAUUUCAGAGAUGCUUGAUAAACGCGAUCAAGUAUUGGCGUGGAGAACUAUGCCAUAUCCCAGUUCUUGUUUUAGACCUCCUUAUGUUCAUCCAUCAGUGUCAUAUGAACUUCCCAAGAUGUGCCCAGCACAGGUCACCUUUGAAUCAUCUCCAAUGUCUGAUGCUGACCAAGGCUGCUCCUCUGCAGAUGAUAGAACGCCACUUUCUGAUAACGUUUCCCCUUCCAAAGUAAGAUAUGAAUGUGUUUCGAAUGGGCAGAUGAGUACUUUUCAAACUACUGAGGGCAUUUUUUGGGUGCCUUACAUAAGCAGGUCCAUUCUGUCUGUUCUGGAUGUAGCUCCUCUUCAUUUGGUUGGAAGAUACAUGGAUGAUGUUUCUAGAGCUAAGCAAGAAAAUCUUAGGCGUCAUUUGGAAAGUACUUGUGAUUCUCGUUUUGAAAGAGAGCCAUUAUUCCCCCUUCCCAGUCUGCCAUCAUUUGUUGAAGCUCAUAGUCAAGUUGUAAGAGCACCCACUACCUCAACUACUAAAACAGGCCCAUCUUCAUCACCUUGUAAUCAACCACCCAAGAAGACAUUGGCUGCUGCACUUGUUGAAAGUACAAAGAAGCAAUCAGUUGCUUUAGUUCCAAAGGAAAUUGUGACAUUAGCUCAGAGAUUUCUUCCACUCUUUAAUCCAGCAUUUUAUCCGCACAAGCCUCCCCCUGUGCCUGUAGCAAAUCGGGUGCUUUUCACUGAGGCAGAGGAUGAGUUACUAGCACUAGGCUUGAUGGAAUACAAUACAGACUGGAAGGCAAUUCAGCAACGUUUCCUUCCUUGCAAAUCUAAGCAUCAGAUUUUUGUUAGGCAGAAAAAUCGUUGCUCAUCUAAGGCUCCAGAAAAUCCCAUAAAGGCAGUUCGGAGGAUGAAAACUUCUCCCUUGAGUGCAGAGGAGAUAGCAUUAAUUCAUAAGGGGAUUAAAGUUUUUAAGCUUGACUGGAUGUCUAUAUGGAAAUUCAUUGUACCUUAUCGAGAUCCAUCCUUGCUACCUCGUCAGUGGCGAAUUGCUCAUGGAACUCAGAAGUCAUACAAGAGUGAUUCAGCUAAAAAGGAGAAGAGACGGCUAUAUGAGUCGAAGAGGAGAAGAUGCAAGGCUGCUUUGUCUAGUUGGCAAACUGCUUCAGAAAAAGAGGACAAUCAGGUUGAGAAUGAUGGCGGGGAAAAUAACUGUGGAGGGGAUAACAUUGACAACGAAGAUGAAGCUUAUGUGCAUGAAGCAUUUUUGGCAGAUUGGAGGCCAAGUACCUCCUGUAUUGUUUCCUCUGAGUCUCCUUUCUCAAAUCUUCAAGAUAAAACUCAAUUGAGUGGUUUAUUGUCAAAAGAGGAUACUCAUCUUGGGGAACAAACAAAUAAUAAUUGUUCUGAAGAAUCUCAACCUCAAAAUGGUUAUGCGCAGAAGUUUUUAAAUGGUAUGAACUCCCAUCAUCUGCAUGCUGCAUCUCCUUUAACUCAUGUUACACAUUGUGCUUCCUACACGAUGGAGCAAAAUAGUUCAGUUUCUGAUUUAACUCCAAGAUCCUCCAAAUCUCAAUUUUGUUUGCGGCCUUAUAUCGAGUUGUGAACUAAUCGUGCAUCACCCUAGUGCAACUUAGCGCAGGCUUGCGCCGGUAGAUCUUCGCAACCAUCUGUCUCGAUCAUCUCUCACCUCUCUCACUCAGCUUUAAAAAACUCCCAGAGUGGAGCAACUACUAAGACUUCUGCUUCUGGUGGUAAUAGUGGUGGUGGAAUGGAAAGUGUAGUUCCUAAAUUUUCUCAUGCCACAGAGUCUGGAAACAGCCAUUCAAUAAAAGCUAGACAGACUGCAAUUAAUGUCCCAAAACAUGAUAUUGCAAAUCAUCUGCAAGGAUAUAAAUGUGCAAGAGAACAAAGAGGCUCGUACUCAGAUCUUCAGAUGCAUCCUCUACUGUUCCAGGCUCCUGAAAAUGGAUGUUUGCCAUAUUACCCAUUAAACUGCUGUACUGGUGUACCUGCUUCAUUCAAUUUCACCUCAGGAAAUCAGCCUUUAUUGAAUCUGAGCCUCUCUCAUAUUUCUCGCCGAGCAAAUCCUGCUGUUAAUUACUUAAAUAAAUCUUUGAAGUCGAAGAGGUCUGGUUCGGCAUUGGGCGGUAUUGACUUCCAUCCCUUGCUGCAAAGAACAAAUGAUAUAAAUGGUACCUCAGUAUCUGGAGUACCUUCUGCCCAGCUUUCUGUCAACUUGGAAUCAUUUAGAGGUGAAGCUGCUGAAAUGGGGAAUCCUUCAGACACUGUUCCAUCUAUGCUACAGACUAACAGUGACCAGCUGGCUGCAAGUGAUAAACUAUUUAACCCUCUUGAAAAGGAAAAUGAGCUGGAUUUGGAGAUUCAUUUAAGCUCUACGUCAUCUAGAAAAGAGACAGCCGUGGGAAAUGUAAGUGUGAUUGAUUACAAUCUAGAAAGAUCAAUAGUAAGUGUUCCCAAUUCUAGGACUACAAUGGAAACAGGAAACUGUAGUAGCCCAUGUGAUCAGAAUGGUGAAAAUUGUCCUGCAGCUUCAAUGCCAAACAGAACUGAUGCUGAGCAUGUUUCUGGUGCUUAUGGGACAUCUAUGCCAAGCAAUGACAUUAGUGAGUACUGCAUUGAUAAUAUAAAUGACCAGUCUCUUCCGGAAAUAGUGAUGGAACAGGAGGAAUUAAGUGAUUCUGAUGAUGAAGUUGGAGAAAAUGUAGAGUUUGAGUGUGAGGAGAUGGCUGACUCAGAAGGAGCGGAGGGAUCUGACUCUGAACAGAUGGCCAACAUACAAAAUAAGGUUUAUCUUCUGUUUCCUUUGCCAAACUCAAAAUCUUAAUUUCUUCUGAAUUGUGUGUGACAUGUUUAUUCUUUCAUAAAGCAAAUACGUGGAUGCUUCCUAUUCUA